Molecule: messenger RNA, 6891 nt
Organism: Mytilus trossulus (common blue mussel)
Lineage: Eukaryota; Metazoa; Mollusca; Bivalvia; Mytilida; Mytilidae
Exons: 20
Coding region: 167-2518 (783 amino acids)
Molecular function (GO): signaling adaptor activity
Source: RefSeq, a predicted model, not a curated record
CAUAUAUGAAUUAAAUAAAGAACUUCCUCAUUGUAAGCGAUAAACCUGUCAAUCGAGUUCAGUGUUUCUCAUAUCUCAGACUGACGAUUAGUUAAAAUAAAACAUUAAGUAUACUAACAUUGACUAUUGAAUAUUAAAUGUUUAAUUAGCAUGAUAAAAUUGAAAAAUGAAGGAAUAUAGAUUUCAUGAAGGAUGUCUUGAACACAAAUGGCAAAGUUCCUACCGUCGGCUAUGGAUGGUAAUGAAGAACAAUGUUAUUUUCAUAUUUAGAGAUCGACCAUUCAUUCCUGAAAAUCAUGAAGGCACCUUAACAAUAGACCCAACCACAAAGUUUGAGGUUAGACCAGAAAAAGCUAACAAUUACAAGUUUAUAUUAUAUACUGGUAACAGAAGAAGAAUUAAUACUUUUAAGAGUGACAAAAAGUCAGAAAGAGAUUUAUGGAGAGGUUAUAUUGUUGGAGUUGCUAGGCAAAAAGUGCCAGAUGACCUUGAUCUUCCAAGAGAUAUUAUCAACAAAAUCAAACAAGAUGUUGCUAAUUACCAUUUGCUCAAUGGUUCAGACCCUCCAGUUCAAAUUGAUGCUGUUAGCCAAAGGAGCCUCACAGAAAAUAGUCCAAGACAAUCUUUAAAUAGUGCUAGAUCUAACCCCAACAGAAAGAGUGUAUUAUCAGACGACAGUGGCGUUAUAAGUCACAGAUCUAAUUCUCGAUCUAGUGGAAGUGGAUCCUUGACUAUUGAUGGUGUUGGUGGUGGCCCAGUUAUGAGACACAAGUUUUCAAACCACCAAGAUGAUACUGUUACCCCUGGUUGGUUCUUUGAGGCUUGUACCAGAGAAAAAGCUGAGUCAUACUUGGCCAUAGCAGCAGAAAGAAAAUAUGGUGAUACACUUAUGAGAGAAAGUAACAGGUUCAAACAAGACGGCAGUUAUGUUAUAAGUAAAAGACUUGUGAAACAGGGGAGGUCUUCUAUAGAACACUAUGAAGUUAUACGUGUGGAGAGAGGCUACAAGAUCAAAGUUGAAAAUCAACAUGAGGCCAUGAGAAAUUUAACAAGUGUGAUGAAUUACUUUGUGACAACAUCAGGAACUUAUAGUACAAACCCUCUUACAACUAAUCGCUUGAGUGACUUUGGUAUGGUUGAAGACCCAUAUAAUACUGGAAGAUUACAACCUGCAGAUACAGUAGCAGACAUACUGAAUGAACCACCACCAGAUUAUGAAGAACCAGUUCCGUCCAGACCACAGCGCCAAGGAUUCAAAACUGUGACGCCUUCAAGUGCCAAAUCGGUAGAUGAUGAUUAUGAUAAUUCAUUUCCUUACCAGCAAGCACGCCAUUCAUACAACACAACAAGAGCUGCUAGUGAUUAUAAAGUACGAGCAGGGAAACCAUCACUGGAUGAUAUCCAAACAAACAUCAAGGCAGCAGCUGCUAUAGAUAUGUUUGAUAAAACAAUCGACCCAUUUGAUGAACCUGCUAGGGCUGAGGAUUAUAUUAAUCUACAAGAUCUACAAAGACAAGAAGAAAAAGUAGAAGAAGACACCCCCUUACACCCUGCACCCCCUGUACCACGAUCAACUCUACCCCCUGUACCAAACACAGUUAUACCUGCGCCACCAGCACCACACCAAGUUAUUUCAAAAAUAUCAUAUGUCAAUGAAGAGCCAAUAAUACCACCUGCACCUCCACCACCCCGACAUGAGAGGGCUAAGUCAGUGCCAAAUUUGGCUCAACAACUACAAACUGCCAAACUCAACCCAGUGUUGGAAAAGAAAGCUGUUACAAAUGCACCACCUCCAUCUGUAAAACAUGUAGCUAGUACACCAACCUUUCAACCAGUCAACAACUUUGGGGCUAAUAGCCCUACGCCACAACAGUUAGGUCUUAGACCAACUAACUACACAAAGCCAGAUCCAUCAAAGGGUGCAAUUAUGACAUCUGCACAAAAAUCACCCGUCACAAAGUCCACUUCUUUUCCGUCUCCGCAACAAAUGGGUCUUAGACCUGCUAGAAAAAGUGUAUCUUUGGACCCUGAACCAGAGAAAACUGACAAUGAACCAGAAAUUGAUGAUUCUCACCCAGGAGGUGUAUCUUCCAUAGCAUCUAGAUUUGAGAAGAAAAUAGAAAGUAUAACGCCACAAAAACAAUUGACAGGUGUUGGAACUGUAAUUAAUCAAGCCCCUCAGCCUACUGCUUGUCCUAACACUUCAGAACAUUCCUACCUAAAUACACAGAGCCAAGAAAACGGUGAUAAUCCUUAUGAUGAUGCAAAAACUCCAGUAGCAUGUGGAAGACAACGGUCUAAGAGCACACCUACAAUCAGCCCUGAGAUAAGAGAACAAUUAAAAGUUUCCAAAAUAGUUCCAGAACAAUCGUUUAUGAGGCAUUUAAACAAUGUGCUAGGUGGACAGCAGCAGCAGCAAAGAAAAUCCACCAUUCCAGCCAUUCCAGGCCGCCAACCGCAAAAUUUCAUAGAAGAUGACGAUGAUCUGUAUGAACAACUACCUGAAACAGAUGGAUGAAUAAACAUAUGCAGGCUAAAACUUUUGAUUUGUAAAAAAUGUGAUAUAGUUUUGCAUAUUGCUGUAAUGUUAGUUUAUGAACUUUUUGUUUUUACCGAAAUCAUCAAUGAGCAGGGUUUUGUCUUAUAAUGUUUUGUCUAAUAAGAUUGACUUGUGAAGUCAACCAAUCCAGUGAUCUUAGAAGUUUAUUUCGGCUAAAAAUGGCUGUGGAUUCAUUAUUAUUCAUUGGAUAUGAUUUUUUGUGGAUUUCGUAGGAAUAUGUGAAAUAAAUUGUUCAACAAAUUACAAAUUUUGUAUUGCCUUGUACCUAGAUAUUAGCAAACUGCGAAAUCAAAUACAUGUACACACAAAAAUGCAAUUUUUCAUCAAUCCACAUAAACUGAUACCCACGAGAAUGAAUUAAUCCCUAGUGUUUAAAUUUUUGGAUUAAUAUGAUAUUGAAAUAAUAGAAUUUUAGCUCACCUAGGCACAACAAUAUUUUUUUCUGACAUUUAUAAGUUUGUUAAACCUUCUCAAAAUUGUAUGAAACAGUAGCAAAAGCUUUUUGUAUGAAUAAGCAAUAUUUUUUUAAUUCAAAUUUUAGAAGUACUUCACAAUAUAAUACCAUAAAUUGGCCAGUUACUUGCUUAUUUUCAAAGCUGUAGAUAGAUUAUAACUUUGCCAGGUCAGUUUAUUAUGUUAUUUUGCUCAUUGUUUACAGCCAGUUAAAAUGUACAUUUUCACCCUCUAUUGUUCUGAACAUGCAAAAAAUAUUUGCCACUGGAAGUUAAGCAACCCACAAUCAAUCUAACAAUCUUACCGGUACAUUCAAUAUUUUAACAGUUAGUUUUAUAUUAUAUGUUAUAGGAUGCUGUAGAUAAUUUAAAUUCAUUUAGCUUGAUCUGUUAAUACCAGUCUCUAAUUCUAAUAUGUUAUUUGUAAUAAUUUGAUACCAAUUGACAAUUCUUAAUUUGCUGUUUCAGAAUCUAAUGUAUUCUGGGUAAUAUUUUAAAAAAGCGUACACCACAAGGUUGUGAUUGAUUUAAAAGGUACUGAACAAUGGAAAUUCAACUGAUGGCGUAUCAUUAUUAUCAUUUUGGUGUAUAGCUUUGUGUACGCACAAUGAAAUUACCCAUAGUUCCUAAGAUUCUAUAGAGGCAUUUUGAACUCAUUGAUUUUAUUCAUCAUGUAUAAUAAGUUGUAAGAUUUUAACAUUAUUUUUAUUAUAAUUUGUUGUUUUGAUAUUCACCAUAAGUUAGUGUAUUGUGUUAUCAGAUAUGUGAUAUAAAUAAGAUGUGCAUCUAUUGUGAAAUAUUUUUUUAACUGUACUCCAUUCAGCUGUGAUAAUUCAGAUAUCAACAUUAUAGCCAGGAUAUUUUUUUCAUAUAUAAGUAUACAUAGAUGAUAUAUAUUGUACAGGGUUAAAAUUUAAUGAUUACAUGGUAUUUUUUUAUUAGCUAAUAUUUCAUUGUAGUUAAAAGACACAUUACAACAUAUUUGAACAUUGAACAAGUUGUGUUGGUAUAAUUUCAGUUACAAUGUCUUGAACUUCCAAAAAACUUUACCCUAACAUAAAGUUUAUAUCUUUUGUACCUAGAGGUGUAAGGUCACUGCAUAAAGAUCUAUAUCAAUGAGAGCAUCAGCAUCCAUGCGAAGUAAAACAAUACUGUGGAUUCAUUAUUAUUCGUUGGAUACCAAUUUUCAUGGAUUUCGUGGGAACAGUUGAACCACAAAAUUAAAUGUUCAACGAAUGACAAAUUUUCUCAUGGUUUGUAUGCAGACUUCACCACGAAAUCAAAUAUCCACGAACAUGUAAGUUUUCCUCAAUCCACGAAAAUUGGUACCCACAAAAAUAAAUGAAUCCACAGGAAUUUAUUUACAAUAAAUUUGAUUCUUUUCUGACCUGAAGGUUGAUGGCGCUCUCUCUCUCUGUCGACAUGCUUUCUCCACCAAUAAAAACAUAAUGUAGUGAUGAAAUUGUCUUUAAAACACCAAAAUACAUUCAAUAUAUCAUAAUACAGUAUAUAUCUCAUGUCCUUUGAAAUCUAUAGGAUUAUCUAGUCUUAAAUGUGUAUUGAGGAAGUCACUACCUAGACAAAAUUAUCAAAUUUGAACCACUUUUCAUGUUUUGCUGAACUUUGUUAAAACCUAUAACAGAAAAUUGCAAAGUUUAGGAUUUCUCAUUUAAGGGGGCUGGCCGGUCUAAAUCAUUUUUUUUAUUUAAUAUAGGAUUUCGCUCUUUUUUUCUAUAAAUGAACUUUAUCUUAUACUCAAUAGAAAAAUAAAAUAAAAUAAUUGGGUCUGUGUUCAUUCACGUUCACAAUCUGCCUUUGAAAGAAGCAUAUAUUUUUGUAUAGGUGCUUUUCUGUAGAACUAAUAGGAGAAAUAAAGGUAAUAUCGAAAUAAAAAGAAUUAAUUACAGAAAUCGCUCAAAUUUUACAAUAGUUUAGUUAAAGUACAGCUCAUUUUAAAAUUAUACUAAAAAAUAUAGAUGAUUUAAAAAAGAUAUUUCAAUUUUAAGGCCAAAACUGGCAUUUUUUCACCAAAGGGAGAUAAUUUGGAAUAUUUCAAUGAUAUCUACAUUUAAAAAAAUCGUCUGGAGGCAACACAGAUUGAUUUGUUUGGAAUGAUUUUUGUACAAUAUGAUAAAGUAGCAACUACUUAAGGUAAUAAAUAAAAUUUGCAAUGAAAAACAAAUGUUUGAUUUUCUUCUGAAAUUUUUAUACCCUCGAGCCUCCUUAAAAGGUAAAUUUCAAUCACAUGGUUCAUAGACUUACUGUCUAGUGGCAACUAUUUCAUGCAUCAUCAUGACGAUUAUAGUUUAUUAAUUAUGAUUCAAAUUGUCCUGAACAUGCAUGAAAUAUUUGCCACUGGAUGUUAAGAUCGAUCAAUCAAUCAAUCAAUAAGUUAUAACUCUUUGAGUUUAUUUGUAGUUAGUAUUUUAUUAAUAAUUUUGUAAACUGUUAUACAUAGUAAAGAGUUGUAUUCACAGUAGUAUUUGACCACCAUACUUUUUAUUUAAUUAGUGACACAAUGAAACUAUCUUUGUAACUAUGGUAUGCUUCAUUUUUGUCGAGCCUUCGACUUUAGUCGAAAAAGCGGGACUAAGCGAUCCUACAUUCUGUCGGCGGCGGCGUCCACAAAUAUUUACUCUGUGGUAAAAGUUUUAAAAAUUUAAAUAACUUUUUUAAACUAUCCUGGGUUUGUACCAAACUUGGACAGAAGCUUAUUUAUGAUCAUAAGAUAGUAUCCAGAAGUAAAUUUUGUAUAAAGAUAACUCCAUUUUUUCUGUAUUUCAUUUUCAAAUUGACUUAGAUUUUCUUCCAGUUAACAUUACAUACAGUCUGCAGUUAAAGUUUUCAAAACAUUUAUAAAAUUCAUUAACUAUCCUAGAUUUGUACCAAACUUGGACAGAACCUUCUUACAAUCAUAGGAUAGUAUCAAGAGGAAUAUUUUUAUUGAUUUUUUGUCUCAUUUUUGUUGAGCCUGCGAUUUACAGCAAAAUUAGGCGAGACACUGGGUUCCGCGGAACCCUUACAAAUUUUUAUCUCUGUUAUACAGAAAAGUACUUUUCACUCAUAAAAAUAUUUUUGUAAUUAGUUUUUGGCAUUAGACUGGUUUCAAAUAUAUGGAACUUUUCAUUAAAGGCAUUAUUUAGAAGACGAUUGUGAUACUAUUAUACUCCUCUAUUUCUUGAAUUUUGGUAAUUUGGCUAAAAAACAAUCAUAAUUUUUUAUUCUUUCAUAGCUUUUUUAAUGUUUUUUAUUACUAAACACAUUAAAAUACCAGACUUGAUAAUACACUAAAUAUCUUUUGAAACCUUUAUAAGAAUUUGUUAGAUAAUUUUUCAUUACAUUUAUUAGAUAUUUUUUCAUUGGAUUUAUAAGUAUUUUGCAUCCCAUUUUGAUAUUUUUUCAUUACAUUUUGAUAUUUUGCAUUACAUUUAUUUGAUAUCUUUGCAUUACAUUUGUCAGAUAUCGUUCAUUACAUUUAUCAAAUAUUUUUCAAUACAUUUAUUAGAUAUUUUUCAAUACAUUUAUUUGAUAUCUUUUCAUUACAUUUACUUGAUAUCUUUUCAGUACAUUUAUUAAAUAUUUUGUCAUUACAUUUACUUGAUAUAUUUUCAUUACAUUUACUUGAUAUAUUUUCAUUACAUUUACUUGAUAUAUUUUCAUUACAUUUAUGAGAUAUUUGUUCAUUACAUUUAUAAGAUAUUGUUUCACUAACCUCGCAAAGGUAUUGUCCACCUCAUUGUCUAUACCCAUUAUCAUGUUUUUUUUAAGAUUCCAUUUUUAACUACAUACCAUAUAUCAUAUUUAUGUAUAUGUUAUCAUAUAUAUAUGAAUGUUUAUUUUGAUAUAUAUUAGUUGGAAAAUAAAUUUCUAGAUUUUCAA